Molecule: messenger RNA, 2534 nt
Organism: Lampris incognitus (smalleye Pacific opah)
Lineage: Eukaryota; Metazoa; Chordata; Actinopteri; Lampriformes; Lampridae
Product: protocadherin beta-16-like
Exons: 1
Coding region: 54-2534 (826 amino acids)
Biological process (GO): homophilic cell-cell adhesion
Cellular component (GO): plasma membrane
Molecular function (GO): calcium ion binding
Source: RefSeq, a predicted model, not a curated record
AAUUCGACGGAAUAUCACCGGUUCGCUCGUUCGCUUGGCAGGGUAAUCGAACAAUGAAACGGCAAGUACUGCCGCUGCUGCCGCUGUUUAUCUUGGUUCUCUCUCUCAGCUCAGUGCUCGGGCAGGUCAGCUACUCCAUACCCGAGGAGAUGGCGAAAGGCUCAUUAGUAGGUAACGUGGCGCAAGAUUUGGGCUUGGACGUGCGACGCCUCAGAACGGGAAAAGCCCGUGUGUAUUCCGGCGAAAGCGCCGAGCACAUGGAACUCAGCAGAGACGGCGGGGCGCUGCUGGUGAAGGACCGGAUAGACAGGGAGGUGCUAUGCGGCGAGACGACGCCGUGCGCUCUGCAUCUUCAGAUCAUUCUGGAGAACCCGAUGGAGUUUUACAGCGUGACGGUGGAAAUAACAGACGUCAACGAUCACGCGCCGGCCUUUGAGAAGGGCGAAGUCGCCUUUAGCAUAAGCGAAUCGGCAGCCGUCGGGGCGAAAUUUGUCUUGGAAAGAGCCCUGGAUUUAGACGUCGGGUCCAACGGUCUUCAAAAUUACGUACUUAAACCAACCGAUCAUUUCGUACUUAAUGUCCAAAACCGAGAACAGGGGACGAACAAUGUCGAGAUGGUUUUAAAGAGACCUCUAGACAGAGAGAAGAAUGAGCACGUAUCUCUGCUUUUAACGGCUGUUGAUGGAGGAGAGCCGCAGAUGACCGGGACGAUGCAAAUCCUCAUAACGGUGUUAGAUGCCAACGAUAACGCCCCUGUGUUUACACGGGCCGUAUACAAAGGCACGGUGACGGAAAACGCCCCGAAGGGCACAGCUGUGGCGACUGUAAGCGCGUCGGAUGCAGAUCACGGCUCUAAUGGUAAAAUAACCUAUUCAAUUACCAACACCCUGGAUGACGUCAGAAGCGUGUUUGAGGUAAAUGGAGAGAGCGGGGAGGUUAGAUUGAUUGGCAGUGUCGAUUAUGAAAAGAAAAAGAGUUUCCAGAUCAAUUUACGUGCGAGCGACGAAGGUGGAUUCACAGACACCUGUAAACUGAUUGUAGAUGUAACUGAUAUCAAUGACAAUAACCCGGUUAUUAAGAUCAUGUCAAAAUCCACUGUGAUUUCGGAGGGUUCAAACCCACACACGGUCGUGACAAUGAUAAACAUUCAGGACCCAGACUCCGGGGGGAACGGUGUAGUACAGUGUUCCGUUAAUGAAAAUGUUCCCUUUAUACUAAAGUCGACAUCAAGUAAUUUCUAUAGCCUGGUGACAGACAGUGAUCUGGACCGAGAGAGAGCCUCCGAGUAUAAUAUCAGUAUCACGUGUUGUGAUGAGGGAGUGCCCUCUCUCUCCAGCAGCGUCACUCUCACCUUACACAUCUCAGAUGUGAAUGACAACGCGCCUGUCUUUGAGAGGAGCUCAUAUGAGGCCUACAUUGUAGAAAACAACACACCGGGUCUCUCCAUAUUCACAGUGAAAGCCACAGACGCUGACUGGAACCAGAACGCCCGUGUCACUUAUAUACUGGAGGACUCCUCGGUUAACGGAGUGCCCGUCUCCUCCUAUGUGUCCGUCAGUGCUGAUAGUGGAGUCAUCCAUGCAGUUCGCUCUUUUGACUACGAGCACAUCAAGGAUUUCCACUUGUGUGUUAAAGCGCAGGAUGGAGGCUCUCCUCCACUCAGUAGUAACGUGACUGUGAAAAUAAUGAUCCAGGACCAGAACGACAACGCCCCUCAGGUGCUGUACCCAGUCCAGACCAGCAGCUCUGUGGUGGCUGACAUGGUGCCUCGCUCAGCAGAUGUGGGCUAUCUGGUGACUAAAGUGGUGGCUGUUGAUGUGGACUCUGGACAGAAUGCCUGGCUCUCCUAUAAGCUGCAGAAAGCCACAGACAGGGCGCUGUUUGAAGUGGGCUUACAGAAUGGGGAAAUAAGGACUAUCCGCCAAGUCACUGAUAAAGAUGCUGUGAAACAAAGGCUGACUGUUGUAGUGGAGGACAACGGGCAGCCCUCUCGUUCAGCUACAGUCAAUGUUAACGUGGCGGUGGCGGACAGCUUCCCUGAAGUGCUCUCGGAGUUCACUGACUUUACGCACGACAAGGAGUACAAUGACAACCUGACUUUUUACUUAGUCUUGGCUUUGGCUGUAGUGUCCUUUCUCUUCAUCACCUGCUUAGUGGUCAUCAUAUCAGUGAAAAUAUACAGAUGGAGGCAGUCUCGCAUCCUCUAUCAUUCCAGUCUGCCGGUGAUUCCCUAUUAUCCACCACGUUACUCAGACACUUUGGGGACAGGGACUCUCCAGCACGUGUACAAUUACGAGGUGUGCAGGACGACUGACUCCAGAAAGAGUGACUGUAAGUUCGGCAGAGCCGGUAGUCAGAACGUGCUGAUAAUGGACCCCAGUUGUACAGGGACGAUGCAGCGGAUACAGAAUGAAAAGAACAUCCUGGAUGAGCCAGACUCUCCUGUAGAGGUUAGACCUUGCCCAUUUUAUAUUCCAUCUAGAAUUGGGUUAUGUAUUCAAUCAAUUGUUUAUGCAUUGAUCAAUUUCAGAUAA